Pestalotiopsis fici W106-1 is the source of this 5337-nucleotide messenger RNA. RefSeq lists its product as uncharacterized. Lineage: Eukaryota; Fungi; Ascomycota; Sordariomycetes; Amphisphaeriales; Sporocadaceae. The coding region runs from base 1 to 5337 and encodes 1778 amino acids. The record is from RefSeq and is a predicted model, not a curated record. The transcript is spliced from 2 exons.
AUGAUUUCCAUGCAGCGAUCUCUCUCCUCACCCGUGCGGAUACAUUCUUCGCCUCCUCUCUCUCCAUCCACAACCGAACGCUCGAGGUCUCCAACACCCUCUCCUCUGAGCCGUCGUCAUGACCCCUCCCGACCUCGCCGUUUACGUUCCAGGAGCCCCAGCGAAGGCCCUCUCCCCGAGCCCUUGCUCAAGCCAGUGAUCUCAUUUCCACUACGGAGGAGUUUGGACAGCGAUAGGCACGGCCAUGGUGUACACGGCCACCGUAGAAGCGCGAGUGCGCAAAAGAAGCCUGUUAUAGCCCAGGAAGCGUCUUCUCCAGUAGAAGCUCCAUCCUCGCCAACGCCCGAAACUGCGCCGGCCCCAAGAGGAAACGAAGCCCCGAACACGGCAUCACAUCCGCUUCUCGCCGACAUGUCGCAGUACUCCAAUCCACAACUCAACUUUGAGGCCGAAGGAACAACUCUGGAGGAGCUCGCCCAUUUGGUACGACUAUCCAAAUACCAGGAGCGCAAGCGCGCCAACACUCGAAUUCGCCUUCAGCGGUCUCUCGUAUCAACCGCCCUUUCUGCACGCCUGACCCGUUGUGGCGAGAUCACGCAGAGAAACCUGGCCGACAGCUUUCGAGGCGAGGACAAGAAGGCAUUCGCAAACCUCUUUGGCGCCAUUCAUGAUGUCCGGAAUAGCUGCGACGACACGCGCCGUUACGCUUUAUUGGAGCCUGACCUGGAGUCUGUCAAACUUCCUGGCUUGGAAUCUGCUGAUAAUUUGGAUACACUGUCAAAUGGAACUGGAGGUAGUGCCAACAUUGGCUCCGUCGCGCCCUUUCUUAACGAUAUUUCUGCCUCUGCCCGGGAAGCCUUUUUGAACUUCUUGACACAGAUUCGCACCAACCCGGAUUAUCUGGCAUCGAGACUUUCUUCUUUGAGCAAUGCUGAGCUCCAGGCGCUCAACACGUUCCAUCAAGGAUCGGAACCAGUAGAGUCGGUCUUGCCCUACUACAACAGUCGCCCGAGUGGGCGCAAUCCUCCAGGUGCCGCCGCCAAGAACUCGGCCCAGUCUGCCAAUGCUGUGGAACGGCUACUUUCCUUUCAACGCCACGAUCCGCUCUCAGCACUCAUUUACACCAGUUUCGCCAAUUCUGCCGGACCAGAUAGUGCCGAGGACCGACGACGAAAUGACAUUUGGGCUAAUGCUUGUGCCCGUCUCAUCUCUGAAGCUAAGUUUUCCAAUUCUGCCAAUGAGUCAAUCCUCUAUUCUGUACUGGACGUUUGGUCUGCCUUGCGCGAUUGGUCCGGGCGAUCGAAUAUGGAAUGGUUUCUCAUGAAGAUCUUGGAAGACGGUGCAUUCUUGCUUGACCGUGCCGAGGAUCAAAACGGGACUCGCUUCAACAUUUCGGAAUGGACUCACAAGGACAACGUUGCCAGUGAUGAGUUCUACGAUCGGGCCAUCAAUGAUCUCUUUGAGGUUCUCGACGAUGAAGAUGCGACAGGAAUUCCCGAGGGUGUCCUGGAGUUGGGCAGUGAGAUUCUCAGACGGCUGAAUCCUCGCUUAAUCGAGAGCGUCAGGCGCUGGUUUGUUUCCAAGUGGCUCUUUGGCCAUUGGCUUUCGGAUGUGAUUGUCCACCCAGAACGACAUGGAAUGAUGGCAGAAUACCACAUCACCGAAUAUGGCCGCCAGAAGAUCCUCAAAAAGGUUGCCUCCAAGGCCAAGGAUUUGGUUAUUGACAUGACCUGGACCAGUUCCAAGAAGCCUGUGCUUACGCCACCAAAGGUGAAGAAUCAUAUUGAGAACAUUCUUGGACGCUUCAAGCCUGCAAGAUCUCGGGGCAUUGGACGACUUUUGCCAGCCAGAUCUAUCACGUCCUUACGAGAAACAGCCGAGGUGCAUCCGUACUUGGUCGUUAGUCCAGCUGAUUUGCUUACCCUAGUAAAUGCGCUCUUCCCUGAGCGGCGGCCCCAGUCUGCUCAUUCCAGCAGUAUUCGCUCGGGCGCGCCGUCUGUGUCCGGAUUUUCUGCCAUAUCCCAGCCCAUUUCCCUUGGAACAUCUCGAAACAAUUUUGACACUGCUUCAGUCAUCAGCCUUAGCACCUCUUCCGUUACGAGCGAGGCCACAACUUCCAAGGAACCGUUCUUUGAUGAUCAGAUAGGCACGCCGCAACGAUAUUCCCCUCCAAUGCUCGAGACUGGAAGUCCACAACGGGUGAGCAAUUACGAAGAUGACGGGUACCGACUAAGACUCGCUAUGCAUGAGAUGGUCCAAAUUUUAGGCCAAGAGGUUGUGUCUGGCUCCUGUCAUCCAUGUGCUGAACGUUGGGCUGUGCUCUUCAUUUCAGCCGAUGGCCACAACCUCUCACUACAGAUGACCUAUGAUCCCGACGAGGAUCUUGAGGAGGAAAAUUCUUCAACCACAAGCGACACGGAAGAUGAGGAUCUGGAUGAUGGGCCAGAAUUGGACAAAGAUUACCACCAGUUGCGCGAUUCCAUCUUGAAGCUUGUUGAAGACUUUGAGAUUCCAAGAGGUCUCGAGGAUGAUGGCGGCCUGACCACAUUGAGCAACCGUGCCACUGGCCUAAAGAAGUACAAGUCCAGAAACAAGAUCAUCAUCACUGAAUCUUCCAUGGGCAGCAGAAACCCUUACCGCAAGAUGGAGCGGGAAGGAAAUGAACGCAACUAUACCUCGAGGUCCCCGUCAAUAACGCGUUCCGAGCAGGACGCGGGGCAUGCUGAUGACUCACAGCCUGUAUUGAUCAAGAUGCUCGAGGCCGCCUCUUCGCAAUCCAGAGUGCAGUCGGAUUUUGUCGCAGCUCACCUCUACUGGAAGACAUUGCAGCAGCUCGAUAAGCUUUCAUCCCCUUCACUUCGCAAAAAUGGCUACGCCAACUUAUUGAAUAUCUUUUCGAGGGGGCCAAGGGACUCAAUACGCCGUUCUCAUGCGGCCAUUGAGGAAUAUGACGCAUGGCUCGUCUGGCUCAAGCAAAGUCAAGAACGACACGAGGGAUUAAUUUCGUCCAUGAUGAAAAGCCUCAAGAGUCUGCGGGACAAGAUGUGGUACAUUACUGACGUACACAACUCGGCACCCUAUGAGCACACUCGCAGUAUCUGCAGUGCCUUGAAAAUCAUGGGCGUCCCCAGGAGAUGGGGAACGUUUCAACGUACUCGAGCACAACUAUCCCGUGGUCCAGCUGCGAAUUACCUGUACAAGAACGAGUCACAAAUGCUCGACAUACUGGCGGCAAGUGAAGAGCAAGGCGGGCCCAACAAACUCAGUGACGAUCAAGCAGAAAAGACGACAAAAUGGCUUCAGCAGAUGCGAAUCGAGAACAUCUGCCAAGGAGAAGAACGUAUCCACCGGUUUUGCUGUGAGGUUGACAGCUGUGUAAGCAAACUUGUCGGGGAUAACAUCGUUGACGGUCCUGUACUGUGGUCAAGUGAAUUGUUCCAGCGCGAUCGAAAGUCUCUGGAAGGACCUGCCAAGACUUUGAGGGAGAAGAGCAGUUUCUGGAGUGGAGAUGAUGCUGCCAGCGUCAUCAGUGACCCUGAGCGGCGCUACGCCUCAUCUGCAAACCGGCCAAAUUCCAUUGCCAGAGAUCUGAGGUCAAUGACAACUCACAACGUCAGUCAGAUAUCAUUCGACUCCCGCUACAGUUUUUCCAGAGCGAGCACUGCAAUGUCCGACAUCCUAGACUCUCAAGACUACUUUGGCGCCGCGUCUCCGAUGCAUGCCAUCGACUCGUCCUCGACAUUCUGGUCACCGUUUCAAUCUACGAUGCCUUCCGCUAGCUCAGUCGUGUCACGCGCGCAUUCACCCACGACGAGUAUCACAAACUUUUCUGGCUCCUUCUCUCACCCUUACAGUCGUCAGCUACCGUCUCAUUACUCUGGCGGCCGACCUGGCACAUCUGCUUCGUCAAAUGAGACUGUGCAUCUCCAACGUCAAUCAGAAACCAAACAACGUUUCUUGGAGGAUCUUCGACAAACUUUGACCAGUCUUCUCUUGUCCGACCUCGGCAACUAUAUGUUCUCUGCGGGAUCUGAGACUGACGGCUGGUUUGGAGGACUCGGACAGCAGUGUAUCGAGCGUCGGCAAGCACAGGAAGCUCAGAGUCGCCAAUUCGUCAGCACAAAGAACGGCCUCAAGAGCCGCGUGAUUGAAAAGAAGAAGAGUUUUGGCAAUCUCCGCGUUGCUGGUGAGACUGCCGCCGCCGAGUCAACAUCUGAGCAAUCCGAAACCCCCACUGUACAGAGCCAUGAUAGUACUGCGACAACUCAGACCAGUCCACGGCGCAGCCGGCGAUCACGAAGAGAUGAGUCUGCCGACUUUCCCUACAAGAAGGCUUACCAGCGCCUACUGAGAAUGUUUUGUGUCAACCCGAACCCCCACGUUAAACUCAACGCCCUGUUUGAAAUGAAGCAUCUGGUUGAGGCUUCCUUGGCGUCAAGCGGCCGUCGUUCCCGAUGGGCUAUGCGCGAUCGUCUCGCACCCCCAGAUGAUGAUGACUUUGGAGGUGCAAAUGCGCUUGAACAAACAAUGGACAGCGUCAGGGAGCGUAGGUCGCAGGUCAUCUUCUCGCCGACCAUGUCUCCCGCGCAAACACGCUCGUCCGGCAAUGCUGAGACACGGUCGAUCGUGUCCAUAGCACCUGUCAACACUGACGCUGUAGCCAUUGUACUCGAGUCCCUCUUCAAGGACCCCAGUGUACGACCCAAGACACUCUUUCGUGAUCUGCAGUACAUUGCGUCCUUUGUUCCUGCGGAUACUCUCGACAGGUCAGAAAAGGGCAAGGCCUUUUUCGACACGAGUCUUGCUGCUCUAGCGCUGAAGCAGGAAGUCUGCCGCACAAUGGUUGAGGUCGCAGAUGAGGUGAUCAAGAUGGAGCAGCAAUCUAGAAAACCAUCGUCCACAAGUAGCGAGGGUUCAGACACGGCAAGGUCACCAUUGCCCUACUCACUGGCAGACGUAGCCAAGAUGUUGACCAUCACGGCUAAAGAGGGGUCACAUCCCGCACAGAGGGAAUUCGGGCUUUUCAACCUGAGUAACCCAGAGCUUGUAGAGAGGACCAUUAUGCCACUUUGCAAACCCCGCGACGUCUUCAAACAAUCUCUCAUGGAGAAAUUUGGGGCCAAGCCAGGAGGCAGUGCAAGACACCCCGUGGACAGAAUCCGGGCACUGGGUUCGUCGGGUUCCGCUACUGCAUCAGAAGGUAACAAGGGUGUCGAUGUCAAGAAUGACCCAGCACUGCACUGCGUCGCGUUCCACUGGUUUGGUGUCGCAGCUGAAGGCGGCGACAAGAUUGCCAAACAGUUCCUUGAGCAGAAUGAGAUCAACCGGCUGGACUGA